Messenger RNA from Pteronotus mesoamericanus, 1560 nucleotides. It is a transcript of the gene DCT, whose product is annotated as dopachrome tautomerase. Gene Ontology annotation, molecular function: oxidoreductase activity; dopachrome isomerase activity. The record is from RefSeq and is a predicted model, not a curated record. Gene Ontology annotation, biological process: melanin biosynthetic process from tyrosine; developmental pigmentation; ventricular zone neuroblast division. Bases 1 to 1560 code for a protein of 519 amino acids. The transcript has 8 exons. NCBI's taxonomy places the organism in Eukaryota, Metazoa, Chordata, Mammalia, Chiroptera, Mormoopidae. Gene Ontology annotation, cellular component: melanosome.
AUGGGCCCCCUUCGGUGGGGGCUUCUGCUCGGUUGCCUGGGCUGUGCAGUCCUGCCCGGAGCCUGGGCGCAGUUCCCCCGGGUCUGCAUGACGGUGGACAGCCUGGUAUCCAAGGAGUGCUGCCCGCCGUUGGGUGGGGAGCCGGCCAACGUCUGUGGCUCUCGGGAGGGCCGUGGCCAGUGCACAGAGGUGCCAGCCGACACCAGGCCCUGGAGUGGUCCUUACAUCCUGAGAAACCAGGAUGACCGAGAAUUGUGGCCCCGGAAGUUCUUCAACCGGACCUGCAAGUGCACAGGAAACUUUGCGGGCUAUAACUGUGGAGACUGCAAGUUUGGCUGGACCGGCUCCAACUGUGACCGGAAGAAACCACUGGUUGUUCGACGGGACAUUCAUUUUCUGACUCCUCAGGAGAGGGAGCAGUUCUUGGGUGCCUUAGACCUCGCAAAGAACACCACGCACCCCGACUACGUGAUCACCACGCAGCACUGGCUGGGCCUGCUUGGGCCCAAUGGGACCCAGCCACAGAUCGCCAACUGCAGCAUCUACGAUUUCUUUGUAUGGCUCCAUUAUUAUUCUGUCAGAGACACGUUAUUAGGACCAGGGCGCCCAUUCAAGGCCAUUGAUUUCUCACACCAAGGACCCGCCUUUGUCACCUGGCAUCGGUAUCAUUUGCUGUGCUUGGAAAGAGAUCUCCAGCGACUUAUUGGCAAUGAGUCCUUUGCUUUGCCCUACUGGAACUUUGCCACUGGGAGGAACGAGUGUGAUGUGUGUACAGACCAACUGCUCGGGGCAGCAAGCCAAGAUGACCCAACUCUGAUUAGUCAGAACUCAAGAUUCUCCAGCUGGGAAAUUGUCUGUAAUAGCUUGGAUGACUACAACCGCCACGUCACUCUGUGUAAUGGAACCUAUGAAGGGUUGUUAAGAAGAAAUCAAGUGGGAAGAAAUGGUGAGAAAUUGCCGUCCUUAAAAGACGUACAAGAUUGUCUGUCUCUCAAGAAGUUUGACAAUCCUCCUUUCUUCCAGAACUCUACCUUCAGCUUCAGGAAUUCCCUGGAGGGGUUUGAUAAAGCGAAUGGGACCCUGGACUUCAACGUGAUGGGCCUUCAUAAUCUGGUUCACGCCUUCCUGAAUGGGACAAGCGCUUUGCCACAUUCUGCCGCCAAUGAUCCCAUUUUUGUGGUCCUCCAUGCCUUUACUGAUGCCAUUUUUGAUGAGUGGAUGAAAAGAUUUAAUCCUUCUGCAGAAGCUUGGCCUCAGGAGCUGGCACCCAUUGGUCACAAUCGGAUGUACAACAUGGUUCCUUUCUUCCCUCCAGUGACUAAUGAGGAAUUCUUUUCAACCGCAGACCAACUUGGCUACAGCUAUGCCGUUGAUAUGCCAGUUUCAGUGGAGGAAACCCCAAGUGGGACCACAACUCUCCUGGCGGUUAUGGGAAUGCUGGUGGCUUUGGUUGGCCUUUUCAUGCUGCUGGCUUUUCUUCGGUAUAGAAAACUUCGAAAAGGAUAUACGCCCUUGAUGGAGACACAUUUAAACAACAAGAAAUACACAGAAGAAGCCUAG